Messenger RNA from Fusarium redolens, 480 nucleotides. RefSeq lists its product as uncharacterized. The record is from RefSeq and is a predicted model, not a curated record. The coding region runs from base 1 to 480 and encodes 159 amino acids. The transcript has a single exon. Lineage: Eukaryota; Fungi; Ascomycota; Sordariomycetes; Hypocreales; Nectriaceae.
AUGGCGACCCUGACCAAUAUUCUCAAGAAAGCCCAGGAGCAUGCCGACGCCGCCUCGUUCCCCUCUGCGAGGCUGUUUGGCGAUAUGCAGCCGCUGUCCUUCCAGGUUAAUACAGCUUGCAACACUGCCAGAAAAGCUGUCCGACAUCUGACCUGUGUGGAGUUCGAGGGUUGGGAAGAUAGGGACAAAACGCUGGACUGGCUGAUCGCUCGAUGCGAGAAUACGGCCGUCCAGCUUAGGUGUAUCGAUUCUAAGCAGGUGGAGGGCAAAGAGGCUGUGAUGGUGGAGUUGAGUUUUGGGUCAGCGGGAACGAAGCACCUGACGGGCAAGGAUUACGUCUUGACCUACGUUCUGCCAAACUUCUUCUUUCAUCUCCAGUCGGCGUAUGCCAUUCUGCGUAUGAAUGGGUGUUCCUCUAGGAAAGGCAGACUACUUGGGGCCGUUUAUGUCCCUGGAAGCUUGAAUAGUACAAUUGGCUAG